GGCGCGUUCCUUUACACCGUUACAAGCAAGGGCACUAGCCCGCGCGCACCCGCGCCUGCGACUCGGAGGCUGGAAACAAAGCAAUCGGCGCGGUUCGCGUUCGAGAGCUGGAUCCGGGGACCGUGUUCCGACGCGCCGAGAGACAGCGAUGGGAACUGAUCUGCACGGUGACUAGGAGGCGAAAAAGAGAGAAUAGCGUUCCGGCUUCGCAGGGCAGACACCCCACGGGGCUCGCCUAGGCGAAGGCUGGGUGUAUUUUCGGAAGGGCGCUUUAUUUGUUGUUAUCGCCGCCUUUUCUGAAAACGAAAGAAACACCGUCAUGUUUUUGUCAAGCGGAGAGUGCUAAGAAAGCGCCUCUGAAAUUAAAAACAAUACAUUCGCCCGGUCCUGUGUCCGGGAGAAAGGGACCCUGAUUAUUUGCUGCAGCAGCGAAACCCUCUGUUUUCGGCGACAUGGCGGAACAGAGCUACUCCUGGGCAUAUUCCCUUGUUGACUCUAGCCAGGUGUCGACUUUCCUCAUCUCCAUACUUCUUAUAGUCUACGGCAGCUUCAGGUCACUAAACAUGGACUUUGAGAAUCAAGAGAAAGACAAAGAUGGAAAUCCUGCGACACCCAGCAGCUUCAACAACAACAAUCCCAGCAACAGUGAGUCCGGUAUUCAGACCAUCGACUCCACACAAGCUCUCUUUCUACCCAUCGGGGCCUCUGUGUCUCUCCUUGUCAUGUUUUUCUUCUUCGACUCGGUCCAGGUCGUCUUCACCGUAUGCACAGCAGUUCUUGCAACCAUAGCGUUUGCUUUUCUUCUGCUGCCCAUGUGCCAGUACCUGACCAGGCCCUGCUCCCCACAGAACAAGAUCUCAUUUGGCUGCUGUGGGCGAUUCACCCUGGCUGAGUUGCUGUCCUUCUCCCUCUCGGUCAUGCUGGUGCUGAUCUGGGUACUGACAGGACACUGGCUGCUCAUGGACGCUCUGGCUAUGGGACUGUGUGUGGCCAUGAUCGCCUUUGUGCGCCUACCCAGCCUGAAGGUGUCCUGCCUACUCUUGUCUGGACUGCUCAUCUACGACGUCUUCUGGGUCUUCUUUUCAGCCUACAUCUUCAACAGCAAUGUGAUGGUGAAGGUGGCCACGCAGCCGGCAGACAACCCCCUGGACGUGCUGUCCCGGAAGCUGCACCUGGGGCCCAGCCGUGACGUGCCUCGCCUUUCCCUGCCUGGCAAACUGGUCUUUCCCAGUUCCACGGGAAGCCACUUCUCCAUGCUUGGCAUCGGGGAUAUCGUGAUGCCGGGCCUCCUGCUCUGCUUCGUUCUGCGCUACGACAACUACAAGAAGCAGGCCACUGGCGAGACGCUGGGGCCCGGCAACGUGUCGGGCCGCAUGCAGCGUGUCUCCUAUUUCCACUGCACCCUCAUCGGAUACUUUGUUGGUCUCCUAACAGCCACCGUGGCCUCCAGGAUCCACCGAGCCGCCCAGCCCGCCUUGCUGUAUCUCGUGCCCUUCACCCUUUUGCCGCUGCUCACCAUGGCUUAUCUGAAGGGGGACCUGCGACGCAUGUGGUCAGAGCCCUUUCAUGCCAAAUCCAGCAGCUCGCGCUUCCUGGAGGUAUGAUGGACUGCCAGCAGCAGACCGCCGCCCUCGGGGGAGAGGAUGGGACGGACACCCCCUGUUCCCGACCCCAACAGGAUGCCGAGAGAGACAGUAUUGGGAGAGGGGGGGCUUUCACAGUGACCCACCCCCUUCCUCCUGCCUUUACACCCUCCCUCUGCCUCUGGUCAUGGCUGCAAGAGAUAGAGGUGCAAUUCAAGGACAUAGAUGCCAGAGAGUGUGUGCGCGAUCCCCACCCCACACUGCCCCCGAUCAUCUGCAUGCCUAUCCUCACACAGGGGUCGUCAUCUGUUAACCCCCCCCCAUGCUGUCUUUGUCAGUCUGAGCCUCCCUAGGGGACGGCUUUGGGGAUGUGACCACAGCCCCCCACGUUCGCCUUUGUUCGUUUUUUCCAGACGCAGCUGAUUAUUAUUAUUGUUGUAUUUUUUUUUAAAACAUCGCCAUGAAAUGUAGUGGCGAGGACCUCCAGCAGCCUCCUACGGACAGCCAAGGCAGCAGUAUGGCUGCUAGGGCCGGUAUGCAGCCUGGACCUGGGACUCAUUCACCCCAGCAUCCAACCCCAGUGCUCUGCUGACUUCCUUUCCCUUUGUCCCCUUCUGUCCAUUGUCCUUUUUCUGUUUUUGCUUUUAUUCAAGUUUUUUUCCUCUCGUUCAGGAAUUUUUUUCCCCACUAACAGUUUAUGCUAAUUUUUUUUUAAGAAUAUGUAUUGGUGUAUAUUUGUGUGUUGUCUGUGUGUGUAAGGAAGCGUGAGAGCAUUUCUGUGUGCAACCAGGUAUGCCAGUAUACGUGUGUGUAAAGACGCACAUAAGUUUGCCGUGCGUGUGUGUGUGUGUGUGUGUGCGUGCGUGGGUAACUUAACAUAUUGUGCUGAUUUUAGCCUGAAAUGUAAAAUUUAUAGGAGGAUUGGGAAAACGCUGUUGUUCUGUUGCAAUGAUGGUAGUGACUAGGUACGGACCUGUAGACCUAGAAGGGUACGUGUCAAUGUGGCAGGUAAAAGCAAUUGUCUUUGGUUGCAUACUGUAGUAAAUCAAUAGGAAACCAGGCAAGUGAGCAUGAGAGGUGAGGAAAUUUCAUCCUGAGGGACUGUACUCACAUGACACGUCCUGUUAUUGUUUGGAAAAAAUGGAAGUUAUUGGAAGUGACAACUUUCUAAAAUGUUGGUUUAAAAUUUUGUGCCAUAUUUUCGAUGGAAAGAAAUUGAUGAACAAUUUAAGUAGCACUGAUUAUGCACAUUAUUAACCAUUUGUAAAUUAUUUUCUCAAAUUAGUUUUUUUAAUAGAAAUAUAAAUGGCACUGCCCCCCUUAUCACUCCUAGAGAAAAAAUGUUCUCUAUAUUAGGAAAGUUGAAUAAAAUUGGGGAAAAGGACUGUAAUUACCAACUUAUAUUGUUCGUGGUGCUACCAGUUAAAUAUUCUGUAUGGAUUUGUACACUCAAGCUUAUAUGGGUGGGUCACAUAAAGCUUACUGGUGUAUAUUCACUCCACUGAGAGUUGUGCAGCCCCCUUAUUAUUAGAUUGAGGAAGGUGGCUUAUGUUAGGCAGACAGAUAAUGCUUUUCUAGGCCAGUAUUUCCCAACCCGGUCCUGAGGGACCACCAGAGAGUCCACGUUUUUGCUUCCUUCCAACUCCUUGCCAGACAGGACACAGCAAAAACGUGGACUCUCUGAUGGUCCCUCAGGACCGGGUUGGGAAACACUGUUCUAGAGCAUUGGUGGCAAAUUUCUUUUCAUUGCCAUUGAGUUCAACAUGUGUUCAUCAGCUUGUUCAAAUGCUGUUUAGUAGCAGUAGGACCAGUAGGUUCGUAUCGGGCUCCGCUGUUCUGCCCCAGGGGGCGGAAGGUGAUGGUGCUUUCAGAUGUUUGUUUCCCUGUGGAUAAUGCUACCCCCCAUGACAUUCUGUGAGUGAAUAGCACUGGGCAACAACACUAACGACCGUCUCUCGCUGUUGGUGUGUUUGAGGCCUGAUGUAAAUGUAUUGCUAGGCCUUUAUGAAGUGUGUGGACUUGAGGAUAAAAAUUCUGAACUGUAACUCUGGACCCAAAUCCUGGACCUUAAGAACUGUGAUUUAAAUCAUUUAUCCCCCACCCCCAGACCUUUUUUAAUUUGGAUGGUCAUUCCACUCUUUGUUCUUUGUUUAUAGUUAUAAAAACAACUGGACCAGUUGGUGGGAGUGUGUGUGUGUAUGCGCGUGUGUGUGUGCCCUCGUGCGUCCAUGCCUGCACACAGAAACUCCAAAGCGUGAGGUGAGUUCAGUUGAGACCUUGUGGUUGGUGGCCCCAUUAUGUAUAAAAUCUUUGGCCCUGCAUGCCAAAUGUACAGCUUUUGCAGUUCCUCACAUUGCAACCACAGCUCUGCUAGCCGUGCCGUGACACGAAGUGGACAAAAAGGGUGAAUUGGACACGUCUUAGGGGUCAGAGCCUUCGGGACAAUGACCUUUCUGAGUGCUGGCCUUCACAUCAUUUUUCCUGACCUGGCUGUGCAGAAGGACAGAACAACUGGGCAAAUGAAUGACUACAAUCUGGGACAACCCGCACAUUAAAGACUAUUAAGCAGCAGUGUCACCUUCACCUCAUAACACUGCUGAUGAUAAUAGUUAAUAUAACGGAGGAUAAUUUCAAAAGUGUUUCUUUUUUAUGGAGUGAUUUCUUUUAUUCCCAUAUUUGUAUAGUAUUUCUUUUUGUGCUGUAGCUUAGGUUUUUCAUUUAUUAUUUUGUUUCCCUCUCCUUUCCCCAUUUUGCCUUCAUGCUGAGGGCUUUAGUUCUGUUCAGAUAAAUCUGAAUGGAGUCUGUACAAAAACAGAGAAAUGUAGUCUAAUGAAUCCUGAUAAACUGAUCUUAAUGUUCUCUUUUAACCCUUUUGAGUCAGGACUUCAUUGUAAAUAAAGAUGAAUCUAACUGUAA
Molecule: messenger RNA, 4499 nt
Organism: Paramormyrops kingsleyae
Lineage: Eukaryota; Metazoa; Chordata; Actinopteri; Osteoglossiformes; Mormyridae
Product: signal peptide peptidase-like 3
Biological process (GO): membrane protein proteolysis
Cellular component (GO): lumenal side of endoplasmic reticulum membrane; cytoplasmic side of endoplasmic reticulum membrane; Golgi-associated vesicle membrane
Molecular function (GO): aspartic endopeptidase activity, intramembrane cleaving
Source: RefSeq, a predicted model, not a curated record